Trichoderma atroviride IMI 206040 is the source of this 1512-nucleotide messenger RNA. RefSeq lists its product as uncharacterized. Lineage: Eukaryota; Fungi; Ascomycota; Sordariomycetes; Hypocreales; Hypocreaceae. Gene Ontology annotation, molecular function: zinc ion binding; DNA binding; DNA-binding transcription factor activity, RNA polymerase II-specific. Gene Ontology annotation, cellular component: nucleus. Gene Ontology annotation, biological process: DNA-templated transcription; regulation of DNA-templated transcription. The record is from RefSeq and is a predicted model, not a curated record.
AUGCAGGUGAUUAAUGCAGAGUCUAGCAUUGGGAAAGCGCCAAAAGCCUGCAAAUUCUGUCGAUCACGCAAGAAAAAGUGCGACAAGGCGCUUCCCAGAUGCGGCUUCUGCGCCAGGCGAAAUCGUCCAUGCGAAUAUUGGAAGCCAAAUCUAUCGACGACUGGUCACUCCACCAUCGCUUCAACUACUGAGAGAGAAUGGUAUUCCUCCCCAUUGGACCAAGAGCGGCCACAAACCCAAGCUAUCGACCUUGCAACUAUCCUCUUUCUCGAUCCCGAUCUACUACGGCUUGGCCAGAUCCAAACUCUACAUGCUAUAUCGGCCAUCCCGCAACACGUGCAGCAACUACUAGGCAGCUUGGAUGAGAUCCGACUCAGCGCGGACAAGUUCUUUGGGCACAUUCAUCAAUGGAUGCCCUUCAUCUCGAAGAAGCGGUUCUAUGAUCUCUACAUGCAGCCCUCCUUUCAUUCUCGACCUGAUGUGACCUUGCUUUUACUAGCACUCAAGCUCAUCACCAAUCUUCCACUUCCUGGCCUGCCCAAUCCUCGUACCCCUUUGUAUCACACGGUCAAGCAUUUCUACCUCGAGGUUGAAGACUCGUUCUCUCUCCUAGUGCUGCAAGCAGGUAUUCUGGUGGCACUUUACGAGCUGGGACAUGGCAUCUACCCGGCUGCCUUCUUGUCAAUCGGACAAUGUGCGAGAUAUGCCCAUGCCUUGGGAAUCAAUACCGGCCACAUGGUGCCAGCUACAAAAGUGCUUACCAUGGUGGAAGUCGAAGAGCGACGGAGAGUAUGGUGGGCCAUUAUCAUUCUAGAUCGUUUCGUGAGCAUCGGUUGUCCAGGACGACCCUUUGCCACUGCAGAUCCACGACUUCAUGAUCUGUUACCGGUCAACGAUGCCGCAUUUGAUAUUGGUACAAUUGAACUCGACGACUUCUCUACGCUCUCGUCUCCGAAGACAGGGCACAUGAGUAAAUUCUCUCUACUGUGUCAGGCUGCUCACCUAUUAGGCCAAGUGCUUCAGCACGUCUCGGGUGAUUCUACGGGCCAAGAUAUCGCCUGGGUACAGCUUGAUCGCACGCUACAGUCGAUGCUCGCUGCUGCAUUGGAUGUCGAUCGCCCAGACUACGAUCAAAUUACAUUCAUCUACAGCGCCCUCGUUGCUUUAUAUACGCCCUACCUACACGUAUCCUCCAAGACCAAAGAUUCCAACCACGACUACUCCCAGCGAGCCCGAGACGUGCUGCACCAGAUAAUAGGCCGAAUUAAUGCGAAUCUCGUCGAACGUCAGUGCUUUUUAGGCCGCGACUCAGAAGAUGUUUCUCCAUGGGGUCUAUAUUUUGCUUAUCGCAUCUGUGGUAUGCUCAUGCGUCCUGGCGAGAAAGCACCGCACGGAGCUGAUGUUCUAAAGAGCCUGCAUGAGGCCUUCCAGACCAUCUCUGUGCGAUGGAAUGUGGCGAGCGUUUACCUUGAGCUAUUAGAGGCACAAAAGGCCAUUCAUUUGGCAGCCUGA